This is a messenger RNA of Salvia splendens (bonfire salvia), 936 nucleotides long. RefSeq names its product thylakoid lumenal 16.5 kDa protein, chloroplastic. The record is from RefSeq and is a predicted model, not a curated record. The transcript has 4 exons. Gene Ontology annotation, biological process: photosystem II repair. Lineage: Eukaryota; Viridiplantae; Streptophyta; Magnoliopsida; Lamiales; Lamiaceae. The coding region runs from base 72 to 704 and encodes 210 amino acids.
CUCGCAAUCUUAUCUCGUGCAGUCUCACAACUUCUCCUUUGCCACCAAAAACACAAAUUCAUCAAGCAAAAAUGUUGCUCUCAAACGCCAAAGUGUUUCUCCCUUGCGUUCCAUCCACAUCUUCAUCUUCAUCUUCAUCUUCGCAUUCAGCAAUUCAAAUUGUGUGUAGAUCUGUUGCUCCUUCUGAGACAUGCUCCAUUGUCACAAGCAGGAGAGCCAUCGCUCUCUCUCUCGCGACCGCUGCCGGUUUUCUCUCCGGCACCAAUUACAAGGCCGGCGCCGCCAUUUUGGAGGCGGAUGAAGAUGACGAGCUGAUGGAGAAGGUGAAGAGAGAUAGGAAGAAGAGGCUCGAGAUCAACUCAUCAACUCAGGAAAAAGCAUACCUGCAAGAUGCUGUUUGCAAACUGAGCAAAAUAGGGCAGGCUAUUGAGAAGAAGGACCUUGCUGAAGCAAAUUCUGUUAUUGUGUCAGCCAAGGAUACAACUGAAUGGCUCCAGAAGGUUAAUUCUGCCCUCAACAAGUUGAGUUCUAGUGAAGAGGAGAAGACACAGGCUGAUCUGUUCCAACUGUCAAUGGCCUCCUUAUUCUCAUCCAUUUCUGAAAAAGAUGAAGAAGGGUCUAAGAUAGCAUUUGUGGCAUCUGCAACUGCCUUUGAGAAGUGGACCACUCUAUGUGGGUUGGCUGGACAACUCAAAGGCCUUUGAACUUCCAACACAUUCCCAUUCUUCCCUUGUAACUCACUCAAUUUAAUUAUUGCAACAUUUUCUAUUUUUUUAAAUCCCAUCCUUGCUCCUUGAGAAAAAUAAAUACUACCAAGGCCUUUUUGUAGAACGAAACUUCAUUUGUGCAUGUGUAUAUGUAAAUGUAUGUGUUAAGCCCAAACUCCACAUUACAUUAUAUUACUAGUACUUGCAUAUCUUUGAAUAUUUUACCUUU